CCCAAAACACCCCUCUCAUUUCGUGAUCUCCUUCAAUCCAUUCAAAAUCCCCCUCCUAAUUACCAAUACCGAUUUCCGAUUACCCCUUUCCUCCUUUUUGGCUGCUGCGCCUCCGCUUUUGUGCUGCGUACUUCUGUGUAUCUGUGCCUCCACGUCGAUGGAGCUGCAGAAGCGCCAAGAUCAGGGCCUGCCGCAGCGGAAGGGGCAGAAGCGGAAACUGGAGGAGGAAAUCAAAGACGAGCAGCCGGGGAUCUCACCGUCGCCGGUCGCCUCCUCCGACGCUCGCCGCGCCAUCCUGUCGGAGGUAGCUGUCCAGGUCAGCAUCCUCGACUCGGCCUUCUCUUGGCAAGAAGCAGAUCGAGCUGCCGCCAAGCGCGCCACUCAUGUCCUUGCCGACCUUGCUAAAAACGAUGAGGUAGUGAACGUGAUUGUCGAAGGGGGAGCUGUUCCGGCUCUGGUGAAGCAUCUUCAAUCACCGCCGAUAACUGAAGUUGAUGGGAGCGUGAGGCCUUUCGAGCAUGAAGUCGAGAAGGGCAGUGCCUUCGCUCUGGGAUUGCUUGCUGUCAAGCCAGAGCAUCAGCAACUCAUAGUUGACCAUGGAGCCUUACCUCAUCUUGUGGACUUGCUAAAGAGGCACACCGAGGGAACAACUCGAGCUGUGACUAGUGUGGUUAGAAGAGCCGCCGAUGCAAUUACCAACCUCGCUCAUGAGAACAGCAACAUUAAGACACUCGUUAGGAGGGAAGGAGGAAUUCCGCCUCUUGUCGAAUUGCUAGAAUUCGCCGACACAAAGGUGCAAAGGGCAGCCGCUGGUGCUUUGCGAACUCUUGCAUUUAAAAACGACGAGAACAAAAAUCAGAUUGUUGAAUGUAGUGCGCUUCCUACUCUCAUUUUAAUGCUGCGGUCUGAGGAUGCAGCCAUACAUUAUGAAGCGGUUGGCGUUAUUGGGAAUCUGGUGCAUUCCUCCCCAAACAUAAAGAAAGAAGUGCUUGCCGCCGGGGCUAUACAACCUGUCAUUGGCUUGCUUAGCUCGUGUUGCUCAGAGAGUCAAAGAGAGGCAGCUUUGUUACUUGGCCAAUUUGCUGCAACAGAUUCAGAUUGCAAGGUUCACAUUGUGCAAAGAGGUGCAGUUGGACCAUUGAUUGAGAUGCUCCAAUCUUCUGAUGUACAGUUGCGUGAAAUGUCAGCCUUUGCAUUAGGGAGAGUGGCUCAGGACCCGCACAACCAAGCUGGUAUAGCUCACAACGGUGGUUUAAUACCAUUACUGAAGCUCCUUGACUCGAAAAAUGGGUCGUUGCAACAUAAUGCAGCAUUUGCGUUGUAUGGUCUUGCCGAUAAUGAGGAUAAUGUGUCUGAUUUUAUUAGAGUGGGAGGUGUCCAGAAGCUUCAGGAUGGAGAAUUCAUUGUCCAAGCUACGAAAGAUUGUGUGGCCAAGACAUUGAAGAGAUUAGAGGAGAAGAUUCAAGGACGAGUGUUGAAGCAUUUGCUAUAUAUAAUGCGAGUAGCUGAAAAGAUUGUUCAACGACGGGUUGCAUUGGCUCUGGCUCAUCUUUGUGCGCCUGAUGAUCAGAGACUAAUUUUCGUAGAUAACGGAGGAUUGGAGUUAUUGUUGGGGCUUCUUGGUUCUGCAAACAUGAAACAGCAACUUGAUGGAGCUAUUGCUCUAUACAAGUUGGCCAACAAAGCUAUGACACUCUCUCCAGUAGAUGCAGCUCCACCUUCUCCAACCCCGCAGGUUUAUUUGGGGGAGCAAUAUGUAAACAACGCUACACUAUCUGAUGUCACCUUUCUAGUUGAAGGAAGACGGUUCUAUGCACACAGAAUUUGCUUACUGGCUUCGUCAGAUGCAUUCCGUGCAAUGUUCGAUGGGGGUUACCGGGAAAAGGAUGCAAGGGAUAUUGAAAUUCCAAACAUCAGAUGGGAAGUUUUCGAGUUGAUGAUGAGAUUCAUAUACACGGGGUCCGUAAAUGUUGCCCUAGAUGUUGCUCAAGAUCUGCUCCGGGCGGCCGAUCAGUAUCUAUUGGAGGCUCUAAAGCGACUCUGCGAGUAUACAAUAGCACAGGACAUAUCCCUGGACAAUGUUGCAAGCAUGUACGAGCUCUCAGAAUCCUUCCAUGCUUUUUCACUGAGGCACACUUGCAUCUUGUUCAUCUUGGAGCAUUUCGAUAAAUUGAGUGCUAAGCCCAGGUAUGUUUCUCUGGUCAAUCACAUCGUGAUCAUGUCCUUGUUCAUGUUCACAAGCUCAUUUUUGGUUAUGUACGCGUGUUAUGUAAGAAGAAACUCUUUGAGCGACGAUUUUGUCAUUCGAGGAGGCUUCUUUGCUAUGGAUUCCAGUGCCACAUCACCAAAGUACGAACGCCGCCCAUUUUCGAUUAAACUAUGGCCCCCUAGUGACAACACGAGGCAGAUGCUUGUCGCCCGAGUAGCGGGAAAUCUGAGUUCACAGUCUAUUUUCGCUCAAAAGUAUGGGACCCUGGGCAAAGAGGAAGCGGAGGAGAAUGCAAAGAGGAUCGAAGCUGUUGCCUUCAAAGCUGCAAGCCAACAGUAUGAUAACGAACCAGAUGGUGACGGAGGUUCUGCUGUACAGCUUUAUGCUAAAGAAUGCAGUAAGCUUAUUUUGGAUGUCCUGAAGAGAGGCCCUGUGCCAAAGGAAGACAUGGAAGAUCUUCCGUCUGAGGAAGGAGACCCUGGCCCGAAGGAUAGCGUGGAAGUCAUCACACCACCUCCCGAGACUUUCUUUGACAUUUCCAAGGGAUCCAGAUCUUUCAUAGAGGCAGAGGAGACCGAGGAAAUUCUGAAGCCAUUGAAGAAGCCUGGAAAUUCUUAUUCAAAGAUAUGCUUCAGCAACAGGAGCUUUAGUCUUGAAGCUGCUCGUGUUGCCGCACCGGUUCUGGAGUCCAUCAAGGACCAGUUAAAGGAAGUUGACUUGUCUGAUUUCAUUGCUGGAAGGCCAGAGGAUGAAGCUCUUGAGGUCAUGACCGUUUUCUCCACUGCGUUGGAGGGCAGCAUCCUUAGAUCCCUGAACCUCUCAGACAAUGCUUUGGGUGAAAAAGGCGUCAGGGCGUUUGAGGCACUUCUCAAGUCACAGAGUUGCCUCGAAGAGCUCUACUUGAUGAACAAUGGCAUUUCAGAGGAAGCUGCGCGAGCAGUUUGUGAACUGAUUCCAUCUACUGAGACACUUAAGGUCCUUCGUUUCCAUAACAACAUGACUGGUGAUGAAGGAGCACUUGCAAUUGCUCAGGUUUUGAAGCGCUGCCCUUUGCUUGAGGACUUCCAAUGCUCCUCCACAAGGGUAGGAGCCGAAGGUGGGGCAGCCUUGGCAGAAGCACUAGAGUCUUGCACUAAGCUCAAGACAUUAGACCUCCGAGAUAAUAUGUUCGGGACUGAAGCUGCAGUUGCUCUUGCCAAGGCAAUUCCCAAGUUUCCUUCCUUGAGCGAGAUUUAUCUGUGCUAUCUAAACUUGGAAGAUGAAGGUGCUACAGUUAUAGCAGAUGCACUCAAGGACUCAGCUCCAUCCCUCGAAGUCUUCGACAUGAUGGGAAACGAUAUAACAAUUGAAGCGGUUCCUAGUAUCGCCGCUUGCAUUGCAUCGAAGCAGAACCUGAAGAAGUUGAACUUGGAUGAGAACGAACUCAAGGAUGAAGGUGCUGUGCAGAUUGCAAAGGCCUUGGAAACGGGCCAUUCACAGUUGAAGCGAGUGGAUGUUAAUACCAAUGCUAUUGGUAGGGCAGGAGCUCGUGUAUUUGCCAAGGUUGUGCUUCAGAAGCCAGAGUUCGAGUUGCUGAAUAUCAAUGCGAAUUUCAUAUCCGACGAAGGGAUUGAUGAGUUGAAGGAGGCCUUUGAAAAGUGUCCUGAAAAGCUUGGCCCGCUUGACGAGAAUGACCCUGAUGGAGUAGGUGAUGCCGAGGAAUCUGAUGAGGAGGAUGAUGGCGACGAUGAUCGUGAGUUGGACUCCAAGUUGAAGCAUCUCGAGGUCAAUGAAGAGGAUGAAUAAUUUCAUUAAUCUAUGUCAUUGCGGCUAUGUAGAAGAUAAUUGCAGCAGGUUUUUAUUUUUCUCGUGUUCUGCUAAAAGUCUUUGCAUUUUAGCAGGGCUGUAGGUUGGCAUCUCACUUUUGUUGAUGAACGUUUAGCGUUUAUUCAGUAGGUCGGUAGAGAUGUGCGAAUGAAACCUGGCUUUCAUUCUAUAUGUAUCCUGUUUUGUUGCUAGUCUGUUGUGGACCUUUGCUAGGCAAUCUCUGUCGAUGUAGCUUAAGAAAAAUCUCGGGUCUGAGAUUUCAUCUCUAGACUCACUUGAAUGUUGGAUUAGACUUAUGGAUACGGGUGACGAUCCAAUUGAACUAUACCGUAGCCUAUUCUACCUGGUCAGAUCAAUCACUAUUCUGAUCCUACAUCAACUCCUGGAGUUUUGUUCUUCGCCUGGCAGCCUAAAGGAAGAUAAUGGCUGGAAAAGAUGGAU
Messenger RNA from Linum tenue, 4456 nucleotides. The record is from the annotation of a GenBank genome assembly. Lineage: Eukaryota; Viridiplantae; Streptophyta; Magnoliopsida; Malpighiales; Linaceae.